AUGUCUUUAAAUAAUUUUUCACCAGAAGAAAAACAAAAUAUUGUUAGAUCCAUUUUUGCAGAAGAAGAAAUAGUUUACAAUGUAUUUUUUGAAAGAGGAGAUGAUUCAUUUAAAAAUUUGAAAUUAUCAGAGAUUAAGGCUAUAUUAUCAAUAUUGAAAUCAUCAAGAAGUAUGGCAUAUCCUUUAUCUGGUAAAAAACAAGUUUUGGUAGAUUUAUUAACUUCAAUUGGAUUUGUUGGACCAAUCAAUACAUCACCUCAACCACAACCACCACAACCACCACCAUCACCAACACCACCUGGAUUAUUCCAAGAAGAACUUCAACCACACUCAUUUUUGGAAUUAGAUUUGGGAAUUACAGUAGAGUUGGAUAAUUUAUUGGGAGAAAAUUAA
Messenger RNA from Dictyostelium discoideum AX4, 393 nucleotides. RefSeq lists its product as hypothetical. The transcript has 2 exons. Lineage: Eukaryota; Evosea; Eumycetozoa; Dictyosteliales; Dictyosteliaceae. The record is from RefSeq and is a predicted model, not a curated record. Bases 1 to 393 code for a protein of 130 amino acids.